Molecule: messenger RNA, 2414 nt
Organism: Felis catus (domestic cat)
Lineage: Eukaryota; Metazoa; Chordata; Mammalia; Carnivora; Felidae
Gene: RRP1B
Product: ribosomal RNA processing 1B
Exons: 17
Coding region: 83-2344 (753 amino acids)
Biological process (GO): rRNA processing
Cellular component (GO): preribosome, large subunit precursor; nucleus; preribosome, small subunit precursor
Source: RefSeq, a predicted model, not a curated record
GGCGGCGGCGGCGGCGGCGGCGGCGGCGGCGGGAGGCUGCGGGUGGCGGGAGGCUGCGGCCGGGGAUGGUCCAGCGGGCGCGAUGGCCCCCGCCAUGCAGCCGGCCGAGCUCCAGUUCGCCCAGCGGCUGGCGUCCCACGAGAAGGGCAUCCGGGACCGCGCGGUGAAGAAGCUGCGCCAGUACAUCAGCGUGAAGACGCAGAGGGAGACAGGCGGGAGAGAAGAGCGAAGCUGCCCUAGGAGUGGCUGGAAGACCAGAGGUUUCAGUCAAGAAGAACUCCUAAAAAUAUGGAAAGGGCUCUUCUAUUGCAUGUGGGUGCAGGACGAACCCCUCCUACAGGAGGAGCUAGCAAACACGAUUUCCCAGCUCGUCCACGUUGUUAACAACUCGGAGGCCCAGCACCUGUUCAUUCAAACCUUCUGGCAAACGAUGAAUCGAGAGUGGAAGGGGAUAGACCGGCUGCGCCUGGGCAAGUACUAUAUGCUGAUCCGUCUGGUCCUGAGGCAGUCCUUUGAAGUUCUCAAGCGAAAUGGCUGGGAAGAAAGCCGAAUCAAGCUACUCUUAGACGUCUUGAUGAAGGAGAUCUUGCACCCUGAGAGCCAGUCUCCUGAUGGAGUGAAGUUCCACUUCAUCGGCAUUUACCUGGACGAACUGUCCAAAGUGGGAGGGAGAGAGCUUUUGGCAGAUCAGAAUCUCAGGUUCAUUGACCCAUUCUGCAAAGUCGCUGCCAAGACUAAGGACCAGACGUUGGUGCAGACUAUAGCUAGGGGUGUUCUUGAAGUCAUCGUGGACCAGUCUCCUCUUGGACCUGAAGAGACCCUCGAGGAACAGAAGCCUCAGGCAGGCGAGGGUGAGCCCUCUGAAGAAGAAACGCCUGAAAACGAGGUGGUGUGGAGACAAACCAUCAGUAGAAAGAAGACCGCACUGAGCCAGCAGCACUCCAGGAUGGACGGCGUCCGCGACGACGCGGCGAGAGGCGGCGGGCGCCUGGAGGACGCCGGGCCCCUGCUCCAGUUCGACUACAAGGCUGUUGCUGACCGACUCCUGGAAAUCACCAACAGGAAGAACACCCCUCCCUUCAACAGGAAGCGUCUCUCCAAACUCAUCAAGAAAUUUCGGGAUCUCUCCGAAGCAGGCAGCCUAUCCCGGCUCAGUUUUGCUGAGGACAUUUCUGCUGAGGGAGAUGACCAAACGCUCAACCGAGGAAAGCACAAGAAAAAAGGAAAUAAACUUUUAGAGAAAACCGACCCGGAGGAAGAAGGAGGAAACAAGUCCUUCCUUGCUGAGGAAGAGGAGAGCGAAGGCAGCGUUCAGAAGAGAAAAGGGAAAAAGAGGAAGAAGGUCCAUCUCCAACCAGAGCAUUUAGGGUCGGGGGCUCCGGCCCUGCCCCCAGAACAGAACGGGGGCGGGGAGCCGGAGGGAAGUCCGGGAAGAGCCCAGAAGAUGCCUGCGGCUGAGCCGGGGGCACUAGCUGCCCCUCGCCCCCAGGAGCACAGCGUUUCGGGGCCUGCCCCAGCGCAGGGUAAGAGGAAACGACCGAGGAAGAGAAGCCUGAGGGUCCAGGGCGAGAGCUCGGAGUCCACACCACCACUGCCUCGGGGGGACGAGGCCCGGCAGCCGUCCCCUCCGGCACCCCCUGCCAGCGGAGCCCCGGUCCAGAAGAGGCCGAGGACGCUCGGAGCCCUCCCGAUCAACGGCAGCGGCCCCCCCGCGCUGGCCUGGCCCCCACCCCAGCAGCAGGGCCGUCCAGCCGGCCCGCCCCCGGGCAGGAGACUGAAGAAAAAGAAGGGGGAGCCCAGCGGCCUUGACCUCUACGACCCGUCUCCUCAGAAAGCCGCCAUCUUGAAAAAGAGAAAGAAGAUGAAAGAGAUGUGUAACUUGGAGCGCCGCGGAGUGUUGAAGGCCGAAGCCAGGCUCGUCCAGGCUCUGGGCGGUGGGGGGGCUCUCAGCCCCUCGAAGAAGCAGCAGCUGAGGACAGAGAAUGACUUCGUGAGGUUCGACACCCCCUUCUUACCGAAGCCCCUGUUCUUCAGAAAAGCCAAGAGCAGCAGUGCCUCUGCCGUCUCUGUGCGCCCUGCCGGGCAGCGAGACAAGACGCCCUCAAGCUCCAAGAAGGUCACCUUCGGGCUGAACAGAAACAUGACUGCGGAAUUCAAGAAGACAGACAAGAGUAUCCUGGUCAGCCCCACGGGCCCCUCCCGAGUGGCCUUCAACCCUGAGCAGAGGCCCCUCCACGGCGUGCUGAAGACCGCCACCGGCUCACCCACCGGCACCCCCCUGGGGGCCAAGAAGCCGCUGAGCGCCACGCCAAAGAGAAGGCCCACGGCUAUGGACUUUUUCUAGGGCAGCAGCAGAGUCCUUUUAGAGACUGUUUUUGUACAGAUAUUCUAUAAAUUAUAACUUUGAAAAGGUG